Molecule: messenger RNA, 1186 nt
Organism: Folsomia candida
Lineage: Eukaryota; Metazoa; Arthropoda; Collembola; Entomobryomorpha; Isotomidae
Product: filamin-A
Exons: 3
Coding region: 376-648 (90 amino acids)
Biological process (GO): actin cytoskeleton organization
Molecular function (GO): actin filament binding
Source: RefSeq, a predicted model, not a curated record
GCAUCAUAAAUAUUUCUAUAGUGGGAGUGUGAGCGUGUGACUAUUUGUAACCGCCGUGGCUUCCGUUCGUUUACUUUUCCUUCGGGGAUAAAUACUCCAAACGACGAAGAAGAAAGACGGCGACCAGGUUAUUUUUAAUUUCGACGCGGAACACGAAACAAUCACAAUAAACGUAAGCAACUGGACCAGUUGUUUUGUUAUAAAUUAUUCAAUUCGUUACAAGAAUUCGGAAUACAGAGAGACGCAAAGAAGAAGAAGAGUUGAGAGAACAUUUCAUAACAAGAAAAAGAGCGAGAAAGUUGGACCCCGUUUCGCACAGAUUGUUACAAUCAGAUAAAAUAAUCCCCGAGAAAUUUAUUACGUCUCAUCACCACGAUGGCAGAACUGAUUUCCGUUGAAGGUGACGCCUUGCAUAACGGAGUUGCAACCGGGCCCAACACAUUCUCCAUCAACAUGGCCGGCAUGAACAACUCCAAACUAGUCGUGGCAUUCACCGGGCCGGCCAAACCGCAAGUCAUGCUGGCCUCCGAGAAGGGGGGCAAUAUUAAGUGCACAUAUUCGAAAGCGGUGGAAGGCGAGUAUCAGAUGAGCGUGACCUUUGACGACGAUCACAUUGAGGGCUCCCCCUUCACCGUCGUGGUCAAGUAAACCACCAAGGAUGAGGUAAAACGGAAAGGGAAAAAAUACGGAAAAUUGGUUGUGUUCACUAAUACCGAUCAGAUCUGAAAAAUUAUUCAAAAUGAGAGCUUUUAUUAACUAAAAAUUUAAUUACUACACACAAUCUGGAGAAAGUGGGAGAAGAAGUUAAAAAUGAAAUGAAAACACAGAUUUAGUAAAAAGUUAUAGAAAUUUCAUUUGAGAGCUCAUUACACUAUUUGUUCCUCUUAUCCACGCACCAUUACCUGCCUAUGUACAUAUCUUGGGUGUACAUAUAAGUAUUUGCAUGGAUCAAGUCUUGUCCUUAUUUACAUAAUUAUGUAUUUAUAAACCUAAACAGUAUUUAUUGUUAUCGAUGAGUAUGUAUUGGCGGAUUUAAAAUUAUAAAGUGAUUGGUCUCCUUUAAUUAAAAUUCAUGAUUCGUUCUCAUUUAAAAAAAAUGUUAAGUUAUUAACGUCGUGUUUCGUUAAUGUUAUGAUUCCUCUGUUUGUUUUGUUUGUAAAUAAAUAUGUGAGAGUAAAAAAGUGAA